UGACGUCAGAAUGUCUAUUGUUGACAUGCUAUCCAAACGCUUUCAAAGCUCUCUUAGAAAAAUGCGAAAUUUGCAGGAAUUCGACGAAGGAAAUUGCCAGAAUACGGCAGACUCCAUAGACGCACAAUGCAUCCCAGAGAUUGAUGCUGAUGUUCUGGAGGUCAUGACCUUUCCAACUGAUCUUGACCUACUUUCUAUCUCACACGACCCUGAGCGUGACCUUGAUGAGGUCAGCCAAUCGGAAGAUUGUGCUGGAAAUCUCUCUGGUUCAAGUUCUGGCUCAGGUGUCCUGUGUGCAGAGAAAGCUGUGUCGGUCUCGGUUGAUCUGCUCGAGGAAGACCUCGUGCUCUCCGACUCGGACAGCGAUUCCGAUGAUGACGUCCCUGAUGAUGUCAGAAGCUGGACGCACGAGUCGGUUGCUGCCUCGUUCCUGGCAGCUACAUCCGGUUACAGCUCUGAUUCAGAGAGUGACUCAGAGGACACGGUUGUGGCAAGACGCAAGUCGGCUCCAUUGCGACGCCAAUCAGAAAGUCAGGAAAUCGUGUCCGAUGAUGAACUCUCUGAUAACGAAGGUUGUGAUGUAACGAUCAAACGCCGCCGAUACAACCGCCUGGAAAAGGAACGUACGGACUUCACACAGUCCAGCAAUAAGGGAUCGUCAAGUCCCGAGUCCGGUUCUUCUCAGGAGAAAACCAGCUCGAGUGAGAGCGAGUCAAGUGACUCGUCUAGCUCUGAUUCGGACAUUGACGAAUCAACAUCCGGGUCAUCUAGCGAAUCGGACUCGGACAGUGACGAUUCGACAUCCGGGUCAUCUAGCGAAUCGGACUCGGACAGUGACGAAUCGUCAUCCGGGUCAUCUAGCGACUCGGAUUCUAGAAGCUGCAGUUCUAGCUCAGCGUCUAACAGCUCUUCAGACGACAGUGAUUCUGGCACAGACGGCGAUGAUGCGCGGGAAAUCGACCUCAAGUUCGAUAAAAAUCCUUGCCCUGCGACUUGCGUGUGUCGGUCUGGCAGUAAUAUGCUUCAGAUUCCGCCCGCACGCAGACGCCGAACGGAACAGUCGCUGUACAACGAGGUUCUAAAUCGACAGCUGCUGAAGUCAUAUAAUGCAGCUCGAGAAAUCGACCUCCGGUUUGAAGAAAACCCUUGCCCGAAGACCUGCGUAUGUCGGUCUAGCAGAAACAUGCUACAGGUUAGACGAGCACACAGGCGCGAAACGGAGCCCCCGCUGUACCGGGUGGUUCUGUCUCGAAGGCUGCUUAGGCCCUCCAACCGGAUUGUUCACGACUGCUGCAAGUACCGGUGUAGCAGGAGUUGUUUCCCGGGGUUCUCUACAGGACCCGCCAUUACUUCGAAAGAAGUAUCUUGAAAUUGUCAAACUGCGCCACGGUCGGUGCGCUCUAUGUGACUAUGUAUUGGAGGUCCAUUGUGAGUAUGCCAGCUGUGUAUGAGAACAAAUAGUUCAAAGUAUUGUACAUAACGUUAUUAAACAAUAUUUAUGUAAGAUGUCUUUAUAAUUGUUUUGUUAUUCAUUACGGAUUUAAACAAAUAUAUAUGCAUGAGAUCUAUCAAUUAACAUUGGUAGGUCCUUGUUUAGGCGUAUACAAGACGAAUUCUAUUAGAUACACUGAAUAAAAUUAGCACCAUGUUAUUUAUUUUAAAAUGAGCCAAUACAGAAAUUCAUUUAUUACUGUAUUACAGUAUAUUUUUGUCAAGAUAUUUCACUCUCCGAUGUUUAUAAAACAAUUUGUUUACAAUUUAUGUAGACUGACUUAUUUAUUUAUUUAUUUAUAAAUAUUGUUACAUCGUUUAAAACAGUACGUGAAUAAUGAAAUACCGCAAAAAAAGACAACAAGUUAAUCCACUAGGCAAACUGUAUACAUUGAAACACACUAUUGUCAGGUACAUUAUAUGUAUUUGUACAUAAUCGGUAUUUUUAGUUAUGCCAAACUGUUAACUGUUUCAGCAUAUUUUAUUAUUUCUUGUAUCAUGACAUCAAGCAAUAUUGAAGUCGAAAUUUAACGUAGAUUUCUUGUUCUGUGACGUUUUCGAAUGUUGGGUUUUCCCGCAGUAACUAAGGUGUAGGGGAAAUACGCACUUGUUAGAAUACUUAUAUUUGUAUGACGUUGGUACUCGCGUGUUUUUAAUAUGUUUUGCAGUCAAACCCGUGCGUCGCUGUCGUGUCAUUCCAGCGGUGUCUCGUCGUUUCGCCCAACAACAAGAAUGAGACAGAACGAAGAGAAUACCAGACCUAUGUGCUAUAAAAAGACAGUUUAAUAGGCAAACAUCAAAUGUAUACGUGAAUUAUGCUUAUAUUCUAUAUGUUAUAAAGCAGUUUAUUAUUUAGACCGUUAGGAAUCAUAGUUUUUAAUUUGUGUAACCAAAAUGUUUCUUUGCAUAAACGGUUAUAAUUUUAUUUAUGUAUCCAAAAUGUUUCUUUGCAUAAACGGUCUAUGUGCUCAAAUUUUCAUAAGACAAUAUAAAAAAUUGUCAAUUGUAUACGCAUACUUAUAUUCGAACUGUUAAUGUUAUUGUUUGUGUUUUCUUACUGUUUCUGCUUAACGAUUGUUAGUAGCAUAUAUGGC
Messenger RNA from Dreissena polymorpha, 2585 nucleotides. RefSeq lists its product as uncharacterized. The transcript has 5 exons. NCBI's taxonomy places the organism in Eukaryota, Metazoa, Mollusca, Bivalvia, Myida, Dreissenidae. The coding region runs from base 11 to 1369 and encodes 452 amino acids. The record is from RefSeq and is a predicted model, not a curated record.